This is a messenger RNA of Rhineura floridana, 2932 nucleotides long. It is a transcript of the gene CORO6, whose product is annotated as coronin 6. The record is from RefSeq and is a predicted model, not a curated record. NCBI's taxonomy places the organism in Eukaryota, Metazoa, Chordata, Lepidosauria, Squamata, Rhineuridae. Gene Ontology annotation, biological process: actin filament organization; cell migration. Gene Ontology annotation, molecular function: actin filament binding. The transcript has 11 exons. Bases 496 to 1911 code for a protein of 471 amino acids.
UCCCUGGCCCUGCCACCGUGCGCCCUUGGAGAGCGGGCGCAGGUGCGUAAAAUGGAGAGGGGAAGGGGGUCCUUCUCCCCCCCAAAAAAGACUACAGUCAGCUCAGCGGCAACCUGGAAGAAGGCUUUUCUUUCUCUCCUCCCCCCCAGCUAGCCCCCUCCCUGUCUCCUCCCCCCCUCAAAAAAAAAUCCAGAGCUGCCGCAGAAGCAGGGCUAUAUUAGGAAAGUGACCUCCGGGGUUGCAUUGCAGCGCCUCGCCUUCUAUAGCCGCCGCAGAGCCGAGGAGGAGCUCCGGCCUCGGCCUCUCUUCUGCCGCCCCCCCCUUCUCCUCCUCGGGCCCAUUGAGAAUUUUUCUUUUUGGACCUUCCUUUCCCUCCCCCCUCUCCAUUCUCGCAAAGCAGAAUCUGGAUCCCCGGAGGGGGUCUCGUCUUCGCGCAAAGAGGUUCUGGGCUGUCCCCCUCCGCGUUCAUACGAUCAGAAAAAGUAUCUGUCCACCAUGAGCCGACGGGUGGUGCGUCAGAGCAAAUUCCGGCAUGUGUUCGGGCAGCCGGUCAAGGCCAACCAGAUGUAUGAAGACAUCCGGGUCUCCAAGGUGACGUGGGACAGCUCCUUCUGCGCCGUCAACCCCAAGUUCCUGGCCAUCAUUGUGGAGUCAGGCGGUGGGGGUGCCUUUAUGGUGUUACCCUUGGCCAAGACAGGCCGUGUGGACAAGAACAUCCCCUUGGUAACAGGGCAUACGGCCCCUGUGCUGGACAUCGACUGGUGCCCCCACAAUGACAAUGUCAUCGCCAGUGCUUCUGAGGACACGACAGUCAUGGUCUGGCAGAUCCCGGACUAUAUCCCUGUGCGCAACAUGACGGAGCCAGUCGUCACCCUCGAAGGGCAUUCCAAGCGUGUGGGAAUCCUUUCUUGGCAUCCCACGGCACGCAACAUCCUCCUGAGUGCAGGGGGCGAUAACGUGAUCAUCCUCUGGAACGUUGGCACCGGGGAGGCACUCCUGUCUCUGGAGGACCUGCACACCGACCUCAUCUAUAACAUCUGCUGGAACUACAACGGCAGCCUGAUUGUGACCACCUGCAAAGACAAGCACCUGCGGAUCAUCGACCCCCGGCAGCGCCUGGUUGUGGCAGAGAAAUUCAAGCCCCACGAAGGCGCCCGCCCCGUCCGGGCCAUCUUUAUGGCCGAUGGCAAAGUCUUCACCACCGGGUUUAGCAAGAUGAGCGAGCGGCAGUUGGCCCUGUGGGACUUGAAGAACUUCGAGGAGCCCAUAGCCCUCCAGGAGAUGGACACGAGCAAUGGAGUUCUCCUCCCCUUCUAUGACCCCGAUUCCAGCAUAGUCUACCUGUGUGGCAAGGGGGACAGCAGCAUCCGGUACUUUGAGAUUACAGACGAGGCCCCCUAUGUCCAUUACCUGAGCACUUACAGCAGCAAAGAACCCCAACGAGGAAUGGGUUUCAUGCCAAAGAGAGGGCUGGAUGUCAGCAAAUGCGAAAUUGCUAGGUUUUACAAGCUGCACGAACGCAAGUGUGAGCCCAUUGUGAUGACUGUUCCACGAAAGUCCGACCUCUUCCAAGAUGACUUAUACCCUGACACGCCCGGUCCUGAGCCAGCGCUGGAGGCUGAUGAGUGGCUGGCAGGAAAGGACGCGGAGCCCAUCCUAGUGUCGUUACGGGAUGGCUACGUCCCUGUCAAGAACCGGGAACUCAAGGUCACCAGAAAGAAUAUCCUAGACAGCAGACCUCCCACGGGGCCACGACGAAGCCGAUCUACUUGCGACUCUAAUUUUUCGCACUCCACCCUGGAGGAGCUCCUGGAAGAGAUCCAGUCCCUGCGGCAAACUGUCCGAGCCCACGAGAAGCGCAUCUCUGACCUAGAAAACAAACUGUGCCAGUUCACCAAUGGGACGGACUAGCGUGUGUCGUUCCCCCCCCCCCGCCACAUCGGCCUUGCCUAGGAUACCUGCCCCCUCCUCCUCCAGAGACCCAGAUUCUGCCUCGUUCUGCAUCUUUCUCUUGUGGGUCAGCAGACUUUGCAGUGUGUGUGUGUGUGUGGAGGGAGCACCUACUGGAAACAGCCCUCUGCCCGGACACCCCCCCUCUGUUAGCUUGGACUUUAAUCUCAGUCGCUUUGGAGUGACAAGCAGGGCCUUUUCAGGGAGAAGAGCAGGCGCAGAAGACAUCUCUUGGGCCCCUGCCCCAGAGAGGCGUGCCAGAGGGGCGAUGCUUUGACCCCUCCAGAGGUCAUUCCGCUCCUCUUGGCAUCCAGGGACCCCAGAGUGGACCUGCCCACCACCCUUUCUACCUCAGCCUUCCCUCUCCUUGCAAGGAAUGGACACAUUAUUUUUUGGGGAUGGGUGGGAGUGUUUCAUGCCACAUGCUUGGGGUGUGUAUGUUUUGGGGUGCAGUGAGUAGGACAGCUGAACCUUGAGGUUUGGCGCCAUUGCAGACUAGUCCAGUUCUAAUGAAGGUGGAGGCGGUGGGUGGGUAAGGGAAAGGGGCAAGUAUUCUUGGAGGGGAGCAAGACCCUGCAGGCAGGGGAAAACGUUGGCUGGGGGGAAGUCGCCGUGCUGGAAAGGGCAAGAUGUUCUCUUGGAGCCGUGAUGGUGGGUGCGCUCGCUCCUUUGUGGAAGGGGGAGUGCAAGAGAGCAAUACAGGGGGGUAUCUGUCUCCUGCCUGUGGGGAGGUGUGGGGGGGAGCUGUAUGUAUUCUACACACACACACACCUAGACUGGACAAAGUCCCUCAUGGGAUAUUGCUCAGGCUUGUAACAAUAUGCCAAGGAAUUGGGGGAAUCCCUGGAUUUGAGCAGGCAGAGGACCCCCCCCCAACGCUUGCAUUGCAAGGCUGCAGCCUCUCUGGUGCUGAGGAAACCGAGGCAGAAGGUCCAUCGCUCAUUUGCAAAUGCUGAUUAAAAUAUAAGUGCAGUUAAAGGUG